GUAUAUUUGCCUAAACCUAGUCCCCGAGCGCUAGAAGGCUCCAUAGAACCCAGGGGACCCUCGAGCGAGCACGAUGUCGGAGCUCGAUCGAGGCAUUCGAUCGAAAUAACUCUUGAAUAUCCCUCCACCCCUGUCGAAUAUUGAUAAGUUUUCAAAGAGAGCUCUACCCUCCGCCUUCUGAUGGAUGAGUAUCCAUUUUCCCCACCCAAAACGUCGAAGUCGUGAAGGACACCCGGAAGAUGAGUGUCUCGAGCUCCUCAUCGGAAAACUGAAACUCUGAGGUAUUUUUUGCCUCCUUGCAGCAGUGGAGAUGGCAACCCCGGUCGACCUGACUGAGGAAAAGGAUGGAGGAGUUCUCAAGGAGGUUCUCCGAGAGGGAGAAGGCGACUCGUCGCCUUGCGAAGGUUCCACUGUGUACGUCUACUACCACGGAACUCUCGAGGAUGGAACAGUUUUCGACAGCUCCAAGGACCGCGGAGAAGAAUUCAAGUUCCAGUUGGGAGUCGGCCAGGUGAUCAAAGCCUGGGACAUCGGUGUCGCUUCGAUGAAAAAAGGCGAACUGUGCCGGCUGACCUGCAAGUCCGAGUACGCAUACGGCGAAAAAGGAUCCCCCCCGAAGAUUCCGCCGAACGCGACUCUCUUCUUCGAAGUCGAACUUCUCCGCUGGUCCUUCGAGGACAUAUCACCCGAUAAGGACGAAUCCAUCCAGAAAAGAAUCAUCACCAAGGGGGAAAUGUACUCGAACCCCAAAGACCUCUCGGAGUGCACGCUGCACCUCAGAGGGCAUCACAACGGACAGGUAUUCGAUGAACGCGAUGUGACCUUCCUUGUAGGGGAGGCGGUUCUCAAGGACGUCCCCGAAGGAGUCGAGAUAGCCGUUCAGACAAUGAAGAAAGGCGAGAAAGCUGAGAUCAUCUUGAAGGGCAAGUACGCGUCCGGUCCGAAAAUCCCCGCUGAUCUCAAGGAAGUCUCGUACACCGUGACUCUGCACAAUUUCGAGAAAGCCCGAGAGAGUUGGGAGAUGGAUCUGGAUGAGAAGCUCGAGACCGGUGAGAAGGACAAAGCUCGAGGCACCGAGCAUUUCAAGGCAGGUCGCUUCAAUCAAGCUCUGAAGUACUACGAGCGGGUUCACGAAUUCAUGAAGAACGAAACUCCGACUGACGAAGAGAAGCUUGCCAAGCGGAAUGCUCUUCAUCUGUCGGCGCUGCUCAACAUGUCGUUGACUCAUCUGAAGAUGGAUGAGCAUCUGAAAUGCAUUGCCAACUGUGAGGAGAUAAUCGCCAUGGAUGGUAAGAACGUCAAGGCGAUAUUCCGUCGCGGUCAGGCCAAACUCUCCAUCAAGGAGUACGAUGAUGCCGUCGAAGACUUCACCAAAUGUGUGGAAUUGGAACCCGACAACAAAGCUGCGCAGUCCCAACUCCGAAUCGCCAAAGCUAAGCGGAGAGCUCAACUGGAGAAAGAGAAGCAUCUCUACAAGAACAUGUUUGCCAAGCUGUCUGAGGCGGGCGCCGAUGACAAGGAGGAAAAGCCCGAGGAAGGAGUUUGGACGAACAAAGAGAGUUCCGGUGACUCCAAACCGGAAUCGGCUUGAGCUCCUCCCAGCUCUCCGCAAUUCAAUCGAAUGGAAGUUAAGCAUGAUGGAGCACCAUGAGGAUGAUGAAUUUUAUAGAGGCGGGACUAACGAGGAGAGAGGAAUUCAUUCCAUGUAAAUAAAUUCCUGUGCUUCAUU
Galendromus occidentalis (western predatory mite) is the source of this 1729-nucleotide messenger RNA. Its product is annotated as peptidyl-prolyl cis-trans isomerase FKBP4. The record is from RefSeq and is a predicted model, not a curated record. Gene Ontology annotation, molecular function: protein binding; peptidyl-prolyl cis-trans isomerase activity. Lineage: Eukaryota; Metazoa; Arthropoda; Arachnida; Mesostigmata; Phytoseiidae. The transcript has 2 exons. The coding region runs from base 311 to 1591 and encodes 426 amino acids.